Molecule: messenger RNA, 531 nt
Organism: Dentiscutata erythropus
Lineage: Eukaryota; Fungi; Glomeromycota; Glomeromycetes; Diversisporales; Gigasporaceae
Source: the annotation of a GenBank genome assembly
AUGGUUAGUAAACGAAGUGUCGCAACACAAUUUAAUAUAACACCAAAACAAUUAUGUGAGUGGAUUAAGAAAAAAAUUGAAUUAAAAAAUGUUCCACCUUAUGUAAAACAGUUAAAUAUUGGUGCGCGUCCUAAGUAUCUGCUUUUAGAAGUUGAUAUUAAAAAUUGGGUUAAAUCUUUACGUUCACAACAAAAAAUCGUGUCUAGACAAAUGAUUAGAACAAAAGCUAAACAACUUGCAAAUGGCUUUAUGCGUCAUAAUAAAUUUAGCAAUCAGCGGCAUACUACUGUAGCACAAAAAUUGCCAGAGGAUUUAAAACCUCUAAGGGAUGAAUUUUUAAUAUUUGAUGUACCUAGCAAUUAUACUGUUGAAGAAACGGGUGCUCAUACUGUUUCAAUCUGUACAACUGGAUAUGAAAAGUCCAAUUUCACAGUUGUUUUAGGUUGUUUGGCUGAUGGAACCAAAUUGGUUUCUAUGGUAAUUUUUAAGUUAGUAAAUGUACCUCGACAAACAUUUCCUCAAGGUAUUGUU